AUGAUGCGCCGAAAAGAGAUUUAUACCAAUAUUACACCCAUCCCCGCAUCUGUCCCCCGCCAACUUGCCCUGGACAUCCUGCACAGCCACAGCGAAAUAAUCACACUAAACCCACUCGUCCUCUCACAUCACCCAGUGAGUGCCCCACGGGAUGCCGUCGCCGACGAGUACUACUCGACGUGGUACAAGAUCACCGAACGAGUACAAUACGUCCCUGGGCUUGGCAAGAUAGGGUCUGGCAAGAUCAGCUUCAAAGGCUGUUUCCACAACGUCGCAUGGGGUCUAGAAACACAUAUGUACGCGCCGAUGGGAAUCGACCUCAAAAGCAAAUGGCGCAUUGCAGGCAACCAGGACGACGAAGCACCGGAGUCACGAGACGGGCGCGCAAACGACGCCCCGCAAACGGGACUCUAUCUGCGCGAAGACAUCGAGAUCGAAUGCAACCGCACGCUAAUUUCUUUCGUCAAGGGUCAGUUGAAGGCUGCUUCGAAGGUGCUGGUAGCUCGUCUGAUUAAGAAAGCUGAGCUUCUUGAUGCGGGUGUCUUGCAGGCUAUGAUGGAGGAUGGGAAAUUGACGACGUAUAACCCGGCCGAUCGAUCGAGCAGGAUUAUCAUGGAGCCGUUGUAUUCGUCGCGGAGACAGUCAGAUCAAAUGUCAAGGUCGGAUCAAAUGUCGAGAUCUUCGUCAUCUCGUGCGCCCAGAUCGCCGACGGAUUCGGUGCACUUCGGAUCGAUCGCUUCUGGGUAUUCCUCUCCGGUGCAAUAUGGACAGGAGCACAGUAAGAACUUUGCUGUGGAAUUGCCGGCGGAUUUCUAUCAUCCGCAAUCUGGAUCUGAGAAAUAUCAAGAGUUGCCGGAUACCAGUCGAUACUCGAAGUCACCGCGGCUGAAUAAGGGGCAUGCUGAGCUGUCUGCUAUGGAAGAGACUUUGGAGGAGCGUAGUGAAGGGGUGGUACCUUAUAACGCGUACAGGCCAAAGGGUUAG
Penicillium expansum is the source of this 984-nucleotide messenger RNA. RefSeq lists its product as uncharacterized. NCBI's taxonomy places the organism in Eukaryota, Fungi, Ascomycota, Eurotiomycetes, Eurotiales, Aspergillaceae. Bases 1 to 984 code for a protein of 327 amino acids. The record is from RefSeq and is a predicted model, not a curated record. The transcript has a single exon.